AGAGGCGGUGGCAACAUGGCGGCGGCGGGGCGGGAGGAGCCGCCGCUGAGGCUCGAGGUGGUGGCGGCGGAGGAGGCGGCGGCGGCGGCGAGCGCCGGGUUCCGCCUCACGGCCGUGCGGCGGGAGCCCGCGGUGCGGCUGCAGCACGGCGCCAGCGGCCUGGAGCCGCUGGCGUGGUCCGAGGACCACCGGGUGUCGGUGAGCACGGCCCGCAGCAUCGCCGUGCUGGAGCAGCUCAGCGACGUGCACAGCGGCGGGCAGGACAUGGUCAUCCACCGCACCGCCGUGCCCGCGCCCGCCACCGCCUGCCUGCUCAAGGUCGGCCCCAAAAAGGAGGUGGCUGAGUGCAAGGAGAAGUUUGCCAGCUCCGUGGAUCCGACCGUGAGCCAGACGUUCAUGCUGGACCGAGUGUUCAACCCCGAGGGGAAGUCCCUGACACCCAUGAGGGGGUUCAAAUAUUCCAGCUGGUCCCCUCUGGGCUGUGACGCCAACGGGAGGUGCCUCCUGGCCGCCCUGACCAUGGACAACCGGCUGACCAUCCACGCCAACCUCAACCGGCUGCAGUGGGUGCAGCUGGUGGACCUGACCGAGCUCUACGGGGAGCGCCUGUUCGAGGCCGGCUACAAACUCUGCAAGGCCGACACUCCCUGCGGGGAGCUGGGCGACUUCCCGGAGUUCCAGCGGCGGCACAGCAUGCAGGCCCCCGUGCGCAUGGAGUGGUCGGGAACCUGCACCACCCAGCAGGUCAAGCACAACAACGAGUGCCGGGAUGUGGGGAGCGUGCUCCUGGCUGUGCUCUUCGAGAACGGCAACAUCGCCGUGUGGCAGUUCCAGCUCCCCUUCCUGGGGAAGGAAUCCAUUACUUCCUGCAACACCAUAGAGUCUGGGAUAAGCUCCCCCAGCGUGUUGUCCUGGUGGGAAUACGAGCACAACAACCGGAAGAUGAGCGGGCUGAUCGUGGGCAGCGCGUACGGCCCCGUUAAGAUCCUCCCCGUCAACCUCAAGGCGGUCAAGGGCUACUUCACACUCAGGCAGCCCGUGGUGCUGUGGCAGGAGAUGGACCAGCUGCCCGUGCACAGCAUCAAAUGUAUCCCCCUCUACCACCCCUACCAGAAGUGCAGCUGCAGCUUGGUGGUGGCUGCAAGGGGCCCUUACGUGUUCUGGUGCCUCCUGUUGAUCUCCAAGGCGGGCCUGAAGGUCCACAAUUCCCACGUGACGGGGCUCCACUCCCUGCCCAUCGUGUCCAUGACGGCAGACAAGCAGAACGGCACGGUGUACACCUGCUCCAGCGACGGGAAGGUCAGGCAGCUCAUCCCCAUAUUCACAGACGUGGCUCUGAAGUUUGAGCACCAGCUGAUCAAGCUCUCGGAGGUGUUUGGCUCCGUCAGGACUCAUGGAAUCGCUGUCAGCCCGUGCGGGGCGUACCUGGCGGUCAUCACAACCGAGGGCAUGGCCAACGGGCUGCACCCCGUCAACAAGAACUACCAGGUUCAGUUUGUCACCCUCAAAACCUUCGAGGAGGCGGCUGCACAGCUCUUGGAAUCUUCUGUCCAGAACCUUUUCCGGCAGGUGGACCUGACGGAUCUUGUGCGCUGGAAAAUUCUGAAGGACAAGCACAUUCCUCAGUUCUUACAGGAGGCACUGGAUAAUAAGAUUGAGAGCUGUGGUUCCACUUACUUUUGGAGGUUUAAGCUGUUUCUCCUGAGGAUUUUGUAUCAGUCCAUGCAGAAAGCUCCCUCAGAGGCCACGUGGAGACCUUCACACGAGGAUGCCAAAAUCUUGAUCUCGGAUUCCCCUGGGAUGGGCAGCACUGAGGAUGAUCAAGAGGAAGGAACUUCAAAACAAGCCAGCAAGCAAAGCCUGUGUGACACAGGCAAAGGUGUGGACUUAGAUGACACUGCAGAGGAUUCUCUCCAUCAGUCAAGUGACACUGGAGGGCGGGAGCCAAUGGAGGAAAAACUUCUUGAAAUACAGGCCCAGAUUGAGGCCGUGGAAAUGCACUUGACACGGGAACACAUGAAACGGGUGUUGGGAGAAGUUUAUCUACACACAUGGAUUACAGAAAACACCAGCAUUCCCACCAGAGGAGUCUGUGACUUCUUAAUGUCUGAUGAUGGCUACGAUGACAGAACGGCACGAGUGCUGAUUGGGCACAUCCUGAAGAAAAUGAACAAACAGACGUUCCCAGAGCACUGCAGUUUGUGCAAAGAGAUCCUGCCCUUCACCGACCGCAAGCAGGCCGUGUGCUCCAACGGGCACAUCUGGCUCAGGUGCUUUCUGACCUACCAGUCCUGUCAGAGUCUGGUGUACAGGAGGUGUUUGCUUCACGACAGCAUUGCACGGCACCCAACCCCAGAAGAUCCUGAAUGGAUCAAGAGGUUAUUGCAAGGACCUUGCACGUUCUGUGACUCUCCUGUGUUCUAGAGAAAAGCUCUGCAAAGACUGAAAGCAUUUUCUCUACUCCAUAAGCUCCCUUCAGCCUUGAAGGACACAGAGCACAGGAACACAGACUCUGCUGGAGGGGGAACACCUCAUCCACAGCCCUGUACAUAGAACAUUGGAGGUUCUGGAAACUCCUCAAGUCCAGAGCCCAUUCCAUGCUCCAGAAACAGGAGUACACCUGGAAGAGCCAGUUUAAAAGAGGUUUGGAAGAGCACCCCAUGGAAGGCUCAGCAGCUGGACACUGACAACUGAAUUGUUGAGAACAGUGUGAACUGUCCUUUCUGCCCAACUGUGUCAUUUCCCAAAAGCUGGGACGGGAACAUGGAGCUGCCUCUGGAAUGGUCCUGGUGGGUAGAGAAGGCUUCAGCUUGUAGUGCUUCCUUUGCUUUUUAACAAGCACUGGCACUUGCUGCAGAAUAUUAAACUGUCAAAAGAAUUUGUGGCUCCAAUUCCUUGCUGAGUGAAGCACGUGCCAGUUACAGCCACAGGAAAGAAAUUGGCCAUUCCAGCAGUUCCCCUUAAAGUCUAGAAGAGUAACUGCCUCGGAACUGUUGUAACACUAUUGAAGUCAGGAGGGGGAUAUUGGCUGCCUGGGUCAAAUAGGGAUCAGUAAAAAUAAUUUUUAAAUGUAAUAAUUAUUAAACUAAUAGCAAUUAGAUUAAACACUAAUAAUAUAUAUAAUUUCCAAUGCUCUUUAAUCUCUUACCCCACUUUCUUUUUCUGAACUAACUCCUUCCCAGCUUUUGCCAAUGUAUUUGCCUUUGGCUUCACUUAACCCUCUACCAACAGGAAUCAUCUUUUCCAGUGUAACUCAGUUACCAAAAACAUUACUAAUUUACCUUAUUUUCAAUUAAAUUGCAAGUCUCCCUCAUCCAGGAAUUGAAUUUUACACAAGUCUGACACACAAGCAAUUGCUCCCAGCUGACAGUUUGUCUUUUCACAGCAACACAGUAAAAAACCCCAAACAAAGAGAAUGCCCCAAACCAAACCCCCACCAUGGCUGACAUGUUCUAGGUAAGGCCAAGGAGGCUGGUGAAGCUAUUCAUGGAUCACAGAAUGGUUUGGGUUGGAAGGGACCUUUAGGAUCAUCUCAUUCCACCUUCUGCCAUGGGCAGGGACACCUUCUACUAGCCCAGGUUGCUCCAAGCCCCGUCCAACCUGGCCUUGGACACUUCCAGGGAUGGGGCAGCCACAGCUUCUCUGGGCAACCUGUGCCAGGGCCUCCCCACCCUCACAGGGAAGAAUUUCUUCCUAAUACUCAAUCUAACCCUGUCCUCUGUCAGUGUGAAGCCAUUCCCCCUUGUCCUGUCUCUCCAGGCCCUUGUAAAUAGUCUCUCUCCAUCUUUCUUGUAGGCUCCUUUAGGAUAAGCCUGACUCCCUCAUCCAGAGAUUCAUAAACACACCAAUGAUGUAGUGUGGCUGAGCCCAGACAUUUAUUUUGCCUUCUGACUGUCCUAUCAGAAAAAACAUCUCUCUCUCUUUGCCAUCUGUUUCUACCAGGAGCAGGAGAAUCUUUUUCAACUUCCUAUGCAGUGUUAGAGGAAUAACACCUCCAAAACGUGUCUGGUUACCUGGUACAGUUUGUCUUGUUAACUUCAAUCCAUUAACUGUCAAAUAAUCCUGAGUUUAUGUAUUUCCAUUCUGCAGAGCAUCAGUGGCAGAGGUGUCGCCCUGUUUGUGAUUCCUGACACUUUAACUGUGUGGGAGGUGCUCUACAGCUGUUGAGAAAUCAUGGAAUUGUCCUGACAGCAUCAGUCUCCCAACAGUGCAUGUGUGAUUGGUGCUUGGUUCCUCGAUUCAAUGACUAUGCAUAUUUUGGUAACGUUCCUUCACCUUCAGUAGGAACGAGUUUUUGUUCAGCUCACAUUAAACAAGUCAGCUGUCCUUCUGUUCAGUGUCUCAUGCAUAAGCAUGAUUGUGCUGAGAAUAAUAUUACUACAGUAGCCUAGAACAGCAGAAGCACAUUCAUCUGUAAAAUAAUUAGCCUCGUUUGUAAAUAUCCUUGGAAGUGGUACCAUAAUUGUAUUAAAGAAAUGUUUAGUUUUUUA
Pseudopipra pipra is the source of this 4490-nucleotide messenger RNA. It is a transcript of the gene GTF3C4, whose product is annotated as general transcription factor IIIC subunit 4. Gene Ontology annotation, cellular component: transcription factor TFIIIC complex. Lineage: Eukaryota; Metazoa; Chordata; Aves; Passeriformes; Pipridae. The record is from RefSeq and is a predicted model, not a curated record. Gene Ontology annotation, molecular function: histone acetyltransferase activity; protein binding. The transcript has 5 exons. Gene Ontology annotation, biological process: transcription initiation at RNA polymerase III promoter. The coding region runs from base 16 to 2424 and encodes 802 amino acids.